Tachysurus vachellii is the source of this 8249-nucleotide messenger RNA. RefSeq names its product host cell factor C1b (gene hcfc1b). The record is from RefSeq and is a predicted model, not a curated record. NCBI's taxonomy places the organism in Eukaryota, Metazoa, Chordata, Actinopteri, Siluriformes, Bagridae. Gene Ontology annotation, molecular function: protein binding; transcription coactivator activity. The coding region runs from base 625 to 6240 and encodes 1871 amino acids. Gene Ontology annotation, cellular component: histone methyltransferase complex. Gene Ontology annotation, biological process: chromatin remodeling; regulation of DNA-templated transcription. The transcript is spliced from 28 exons.
UUGCUAACCAAAGCUACAAGAUGGCGGCACCCGAUGGGAAUUUGCACGGCUUUUCUCUUUCUCUCAGACAUCUUUAAUAGACAAGAUGGGAACUUUAUUUUUCGGAUUCUCAACGGAUUGCGAGUGGAAAUGAAUUUGCAUGAGAUGCGUUAGCAUUUGCGCAAAUUUAAAACAAAGGCGGCUCUUAAAUCGGUCUUUUUUUUUGCUUCACCCGGCGGGCUUGUUUUAUUUUGUCGCAGAGCGAAUGCCGCUAAAAUGGCGGCUUCCAUUAGUUGUUAAGCUAAGCUAGCAUCUUAGCUGGCUACAUUUUGUACGGACUUAAAACGCCAAUAUACUACCGAAAAAAAAAGUUUACAACUCGAUGUCGACGGAGGAUUUUUUUCCCUUUUGAUUAAUUUUUAUUUGCUAACCACUGAAACGGCGGCUUGUGUGGCUUUUUCUUUUUUAGAUGAGCUACCAAAACGUAGCUAGCUACAUUGUUGUGACGCGGCUAACACGAAGCCUGAAGCUUUUAUCGUUACUAUAUUUACAGUUUUAAAACUGCUCAAGCGGGGCAGUAAAGUUGGAAUGGACUAGUUCUUUUUUUGUGGUAAAAAGGAGAUUAUUUUCUUGCAUUAGGGGGAAAUGGCUUCUUCUGGUACUAACAACACAUUGAGCGUGUCGGGCUCGGUGUUGCAGCCGAGGUGGAAGCGGGUGCUCGGAUGGUCCGGCCCGGUGCCUCGGCCUCGUCACGGACACCGCGCCGUCGCCAUUAAAGAGCUGAUGGUGGUGUUCGGCGGCGGCAAUGAAGGAAUCGUGGAUGAACUUCACGUGUACAACACAGCGACUAAUCAGUGGUUUAUCCCGGCCGUCCGGGGCGACGUGCCACCUGGUUGUGCUGCUUAUGGGUUUGUGUGUGAUGGCACCCGGCUGUUGGUGUUCGGGGGAAUGGUUGAAUACGGAAAAUACAGCAACGAUCUCUAUGAACUACAGGCUAGUAGAUGGGAGUGGAAGCGGCUGAAGCCUAAAGCUCCAAAGAACGGCCCACCUCCUUGUCCACGCCUGGGUCACAGCUUCUCCCUCGUGGGGAAUAAAUGCUACCUAUUUGGAGGACUUGCCAAUGACAGUGAAGAUCCCAAAAACAAUAUUCCAAGAUACCUGAAUGACCUGUACACACUCGAGCUGCGCCCAGGAUCCAACGUGGCAGGCUGGGACAUUCCCAUCACAUACGGCGUGCUUCCUCCACCUCGCGAGAGCCACACAGCCGUAGUCUACACAGAGAAAACCUCAAAGAAGUCUCGCCUCGUCAUCUACGGCGGCAUGAGCGGCUGCCGCCUCGGAGACCUCUGGACGUUAGAUAUAGACACACUUACAUGGAACAAGCCAACAAUCAGUGGCACUGCUCCUCUCCCUCGCAGUCUUCACUCUGCCACCACCAUAUCUAACAAAAUGUAUGUGUUCGGUGGAUGGGUGCCUCUGGUGAUGGAUGACGUGAAAGUGGCUACGCAUGAAAAAGAAUGGAAGUGUACAAACACGCUGGCAUGCCUAAAUCUGGACUCGAUGAGCUGGGAGACUAUUUUAAUGGACACUCUUGAAGACAACAUCCCUAGAGCCAGGGCAGGGCACUGCUCUGUAGCCAUCAACUCCAGACUGUACGUCUGGAGCGGCAGAGACGGCUACCGCAAAGCCUGGAACAACCAAGUGUGCUGCAAGGACCUCUGGUAUUUGGAGACAGACCGUCCUCUGGCGCCAUCUCGUGUGCAGUUGGUUCGUGCCAAUACAAGUUCUCUGGAGGUGAGCUGGGGUGCUGUGCCCACUGCUGAUGCCUACCUGCUGCAGCUGCAGAAAUACGAAAUUCCAGCAGCAACGACUGCCUCCUCCCCCGGCGUCACUCCCACUUCCUCGCUACCCUCAAACUCACCCAAGAGCCCGGCCCUUGCUUCCCCUGCCUCGCAGAGCAUGCCUGUCACGGGGGUCACCCUUGUACCACAGGUGCCCUCACCUACCACAACUAUGCCUGGGAACCCACUUGCUGCAGCCUCACCGCGUGGUCCAGGUAAAACCAUCUUGAAAGUGGCAGCACCUCAGACCGCCGCUGGGACGUCUAUCGUCACCGUGCGUCAGGCCAGUCAAGUCGGUAAAUCCCCAGUUACAGUCGCGUCUCUUCCUGCUGGGGUCCGUAUGGUCGUUCCUGCACAGAGUGGAGGAACGGCGAUCGGGAGCAGCCCUCAGAUGAGCGGCAUGGCCGCUCUGGCCGCGGCUGCGGCUGCCACGCAGAAAAUCCCUCCUUCGACAACGGCCACUGUUCUGAACGUUCCCGCAGGAACCACUAUAAUGAAAACCGUCGCAGUCACUCCAGGCUCCACAGCUCUUCCUGCUACAGUGAAAGUAGCCUCACCAGUGACUGUGAGCAAUCCAGCGACCCGCAUGCUGAAGACGGCGGCAGCUCAAGCCGGGACUUCUACCAUCACUACCCCCAACACGCCAACACGUCCCAUCAUCACCGUGCACAAAUCGGGCACAGUGACCGUUGCCCAACAGGCCCAGGUGGUCACCACCGUGGUGGGAGGAGUCACUAAAACCAUUACGCUCGUAAAGAGCCCGCUGACUAUGGGCAGCGGUGGCACUCUGCUCUCUAGCCUGGGGAAGGUGAUGUCCAUGGUCCAGACAAAACCAGUUCAGACUUCUGCAGUGACGGGACAAGCUGGCAGUCCUGUCACACAGAUCAUACAGACGAAGGGUCCUCUGCCCGCAGGCACCAUACUGAAGUUAGUCACCUCGGCAGACGGCAAACCCACCACCAUCAUCACUACCACGCAGGCAGGUGGCACUGGCACCAAACCGACCAUUCUGGGCAUCUCCCCUACAAGCACUACCAAACCUGGCACCACCAUUAUUAAGACCAUUCCGAUGUCCGCUAUUCAGCAGGGAGCUGCGGGUACUACCUCUGGCACUGGUAUAAAGUCUCCUAUUACAAUCAUCACAACAAAAAUGGUGACGCCUGGCACACCAGGAAAGAUCAUCACUGCGGUGCCAAAACUGGCUGCUGGAACUGCGCAGCAAGGAUUGACUCAGGUGGUCCUAAAGGGGGCACCAGGGCAGCCUGGCACCAUUCUUCGCACUGUGCCCAUGGGUGGUGUGCGUCUUGUUUCUCCUGGUACCGUGUCUGCUGUCAAACCCACGGUUACCACACUUGUGGUUAAAGGCACCACAGGAGUAACUACUCUUGGCACUGUGACUGGAACAAUUUCAACCAGCCUGGCAGGGGGCAACGUUGCCACUGCUAAUUCUAGUCUGGCUACUCCCAUAACCACCCUGGGCACCAUCGCCACACUCUCCAGCCAAGUGAUCAGCCCCACAGCAAUCACAGUGUCUGCACCCCAGACAAACCUGACUACUGCACCUACGGUGGCCAUACAGGCAGCUACCCAGCCCACUCAAGUGACACUGAUAAGCACCCCCAGUGGUGUGGAGGCACAGCAGGACCUCCCUGUGUCAAUUCUGGCUUCCCCCACAUCUGAACAGCCCUCUACCACGGGCACUGAUGCGGGCGACGCCCCGGGCGAAGUCACACUGGUCUGUUCCAACCCACCAUGCGAGACCCACGAAACCGGUACGACCAACACGGCCACCACCGUCUCUGCCAACAUUGGAAACGAGCGUGUGUGUUCAAACCCACCCUGUGAGACACACGUGACCGGAACGACCAACACGACGACCACGGCGUCGUCCGACAUGGGCCGCGUGCAACAAGUAUGCAGCAACCCACCAUGCGAAACACAUGAAACGGGCACCACAAACACGUCAACACAGGCGUCCUCAAACAUGGGCAUAGAGACCAACACAGUACAGAGAGUAUGUUCCAACCCACCAUGCGAAACACACGAAACCGGCACUACCAACACAGCUACACAGGCAUCUUCAAGCAUGGGCAGUGCGGAGACUAACACUGUACAGAAAGUGUGUUCCAACCCGCCUUGUGAGACCCAUGAAACCGGCACCACCAACACAGCUACACAGGCAUCUUCAAGCAUGGGCAGCACAGAAACCAACACUGUACAAGGAGCGUGUUCCAAAUCAGCUUGUGAGAGCCAUGAAACCGGCACCACCAACACAGCCACGCAGGCAUCUUCCAGUAUGGGCAGCGCAGAAACCAACACAGUACAGAGAGUGUGUUCUAACUCGCGUUGUGAGAGCCAUGAAACCGGCACCACCAACACACCCACGCAGGCCUCUUCCAAUAUGGGCAGCGCAGAAACCAACACCGUACAGAGAGUGUGUUCUAACCCGCCAUGUGAGACCCACGAAACCGGCACCACUAAUACACCAACACAGGCUUCAUCCAACAUCGGCACAGGACAAAAUGGCAUGGUGCAGAGAGUGUGUUCCAACCCGCCGUGUGAGACACACGAGACCGGCACCACCAACACAGCCACUACUGCCACCAGCAGCCUCGAGUCACCCGAAGGAACAGCGCAACAGAGCGGUGACGGACAAGACGCCAGCACCAGCGCCGAGGCGACUUCGUUGACCGAAUCUGCUAAUCCCCCGAUUCAGAGCAGAGCCAUCACCACUGUGACGCAGGCCACGCCCACCCCAGGACCCUCUGUUCCUGAAAUCUCAUCCAUGGCAGGUUCUGCUGCUGUAGCGGAGGGCUCUGGUGAAGCUGAGGCAAUGGACCAUGGAGACUCUGAAGCAGUAGCGAUGGGAGAGGAGCCCAUGCAAACUGAGGCUGAACUGGGUGCCGAUGGAGCUGUUAGUGUUGUUGCUAUCGAGGAGGGUGCUUCUGGUGAAGCGGGCACCAUGCUGCAGGUUCACGUUGCCAUGGAAGCACAGCCAGGACAGGGAGAGCAGGCUGAGAUGGACCAGGGUGGUGAGGGUGCAGAAGCUGUGGCUCUGGCAGGGCAGGACUCUGAGGCCUUGGCGCUGCCUCAGGAACUAAUGUCAGCCGAGGGGCAGCAGGCCACGUUGAUGGUGACAGGACUGACCCCGGAGGAACUUGCCGUCACUGCUGCAGCAGAAGCCGCUGCUCAGGCUGCAGCCACAGAAGAGGCCCAGGCACUCGCCAUACAGGCUGUGCUGCAGGCAGCCCAACAGGCCGUGCUCAAUGAAGGAGACUCUGGACAGGACGGUCAACAGACCACCACAAUUCCUAUCGUACUGACGCAACAGGAACUGGCUGCUCUGGUUCAGCAGCAGCAGCAGCUCCAGGAGGUUCAAGCAGCAGCAGCAGCGGCAGCAGCCGCCGCCUCUGCCCAGCAAAUGGCGGCCGAAUCGAGCGCAGCUCCUUUGCCCACCGAGGGCCUGGCACCUGCGGACAGCCUCAACGACCCCACGACCGAAAGUAACGGUCAUGAGAUGGCUUCUGCAGUAACUGGAGCUGUAGCUCAGCUUCUACCCAGCACUUCUGCAGAGACUUUGGCUCCUUCAAGUACACUUGCCCCAGCCCAGCCCAUGGUGGUUGCCAGCCCUGCCAAGAUACAGGCUGCCACUACGCUUGCUGAGGUGGCCAAUGGCAUCGAGUCUGUAGCUGGGAAGCCAGGAGCACCGCCUGCAGUUGUGAAACCGCCAGUGAAGAAAGAAAAUCAGUGGUUUGAUGUCGGAAUAGUCAAAGUGACCAACAUGGUCGUCACACAUUAUUAUGUCCCAGCAGAUGAUUCAGAAGUCACCGAUGAUGAUUCUGGGGCCAUACCAGACUACAGUCAAAUGAAGAAGGUGGAGCUCUCUCCUGGCACCGCUUACAAGUUCCGUGUGGCCGGAAUCAACGCUUGUGGCCGUGGAACGUUUUCUGAAGUGUCCGCGUUCAAGACUUGUUUGCCCGGUUUCCCUGGAGCACCGUGUGCCAUUAAAAUUAGCAAGAGUCCUGAUGGUGCGCACCUCACCUGGGAACCUCCAUCAGUGACGUCAGGGAAGAUCAUAGAGUAUUCCGUCUACCUGGCCAUCCAGAGCUCUCAGACGACCGAGGCAAAACCAUCUGCCCCGGCUCAGCUGGCUUUUAUGCGGGUGUACUGUGGGCCAAACCCUUCCUGCCUAGUCCAGACUUCCAGCCUGUCCAAUGCUCACAUUGACUACACCACCAAACCCGCCAUCAUCUUCCGCAUUGCCGCCCGCAAUGAGAAGGGCUACGGCCCUGCUACGCAAGUCAGGUGGCUACAAGAAACGAGUAAAGAUGGAUCUGCUGCCAAACCUGCAGCGAAGAGACCGGUUUCAUCUCCUGAUACGAAAGGUACCGGUCCGAAAAAGGCGAGAGCCGACCAGUGAGAGAUUUUGACAUGCCCCUCCCCCUUUGAGACCAAGACCCCUGACCGAACUACUUCCUGCUGAAUGCCCUCCCCAGCCUUAUUAAACCCACAUCCCCUACCACUUCCUACUUAACAAGAUAUGACAGUGGAGGGGAAAGGAGGAAGAUCACGAUAAUCUGUUUGUGCCCUACCCCAAUCAUCACUGGACAUCCUGGUGCCAUGGACGCCUUAUCGCUUCGACUGUGUUAAAAUGAAACCGUAUUAUAAAUGUUUCUUCUUCAGACAAACAGUUAAAAGCACAUUCUUUUUGCUUUGUCCUGGAAGUUGUGUGAUAAAUUUCCAAUGGCAGCAUUCAGUCAAGUUAACUGUUGUUUUCUGUAGUUCGUUUUUUUUUUUUUUUUUUUCCCCUUCAUGUUCCUUUAUUUUAUCUUACAAGCAAUAGAUAAAAAAAACAAAACAAAACAAAAAACAACUUUGCUCUUCUGCCAGUUUUUUAAGUCUGUAUAUUUCAGUUGGACACAGACGGUCGGAGGACGGUAACUGGAGGGAGAAAGCCGACAAUGAAGCUACACCUGGAAAUCCAUUGAAGGAUGGGAAGGGGGGGAAAAGCAACAACACAGCACUUGGUGAUGCUUCUGAAGAAGAAAAAAAACCCUUCAUUUUAAGACAUCUGUAAUUGUAUAUUCAAUCCAAGUCCAGUAGCCUGUUAUUACAUCACUGUGUUUUCAUUCAUAGCAAAGAGGGAAUUGGAGAAUUGGGAAUUGUAUUUUGUACCGAAGAUGUAAGGACUGAUCCUUGUAGAUGGGGAGGCAUGUGACCUUUUUUUUUUUUUUUUUUUUUUUUUUUUUUUUUAAUGCAUUGAAAUGCAUCUUGUAUAAAGAAAGAAGGGUGGGAUGGGGGAAUCCCAUAAAUAGUAAGAAGUGAAGCAGAAGCUCGCUGUGUGUGGUUUAUUUUUGUAUUUUUUUGUUUAGUUUUUUUAAACAGAAAACAAUGUUCCCCUGAUCCCGUACGUGUGCAUUCGCUCAGUUUUAAAAACACGUUUCCUGCUCAUUCCUGUAGUCUCUGUGUCUUGUGGGAUCCUGUGGCCAGUUGUCCCGUGUGCUGCGGAAUUUUCUACUUCCCACCUUAAGUAAUAUUUCAGACAACGAUUCACAAAUUAAAGAUUGAAGUGAACUUUUUCUACUCACUUUGGUGAAAGACUACCCACUUAAAACAAGCUUUAGCGUACUACAUGGUUUCUUUCUUUCUUUCUUUCUUUAUUUCUUUAUGUAUUUUCCCUCCCAUCUUGUAUAUUGUUGUUCAUUUAAAGGAGUGUGUUGCUGAAAGGCUGUUUGUUCUCCUUUUGUUUUUUUUGUUUUUUUUUUUCCUUUUUCUGUUAACCUUUUCACUAGUCCAUAGUUUAUGUAAACAUUUUUGAGUUUCUGUGGAUAUAUAUUUUUUUUUUUUUCCCCCUCCAUACUUUUUAUUUUUUUUUGUGAGCUGGUUUAGAGGUAAAAAGCAAAACUUUGGUAUUCUUCUCCUUGUGGUGAAAAUGUCAAGCGUUUUCAUUCACCGUGGGGCAGUUGAUUUAUUUUUUUAAUUAUUAUUUUCUUUUCUUGAGCAGAUGGUUUCGGGGUGCAGGGUACAGAUGGAUUAACAGUGUCGGAUUGAGAUUGCUGACACGGGAUGAGUUUAAUCAUCGUGUUCAGUUCGAUGAUGCUCAAUUCCGAUCCUGGACCAGCAUGCUUGCUCUGAAACGUUUGCAUUACAACCCCCAGUUUCUAGAAUGGUGUUUGACUGAAAAGUGGACCGGUAUGUUUCUGAAUGAAUGGAAAAUGAGAAACAUUGGUUUGCUUUUUCUGACAAUUUGUGAGUGAUGGAUUAUUGGCACAGCCAGCGUUUGAACUCAGUUGUAAAUUAGUUCUUUCACGUAGCAAGAAGUAAAACAAAACUCCGCCUUUUUAUAUAAUUAUCUGUAACAAAUGUUUUUACAUGUUGUCAUCUAUUGAUUGCUUUUGUGUCUUGACAUAUAAAAGUAAUGGAAAUCUG